Molecule: messenger RNA, 437 nt
Organism: Colletotrichum navitas
Lineage: Eukaryota; Fungi; Ascomycota; Sordariomycetes; Glomerellales; Glomerellaceae
Exons: 1
Coding region: 133-354 (73 amino acids)
Source: RefSeq, a predicted model, not a curated record
CCCCCGGUCCAUGAGGGGUUAUCUAUCCUCUGCUUCUCCCCCUCCCAUAGGGCCAUGCCUAUGAUUCCUCCAUCGUUGCGACUCAUGAAGCUCUAGCUCCUCUAGCCACCACUCCCCUCUUCCACGCUUCAGAUGACUUACAAGCGAUCUCUGGUCGAAGGCUGUCGUCGCCGGGGGGUUGCGAAAAGAACCAGUAGGAGGCUUACUUCUGACUUGCAGACCCUGACAGGACCAGAGCUCCAACACUCUUACCUUCCAACCACCUUAGCUGAUCGGCUUGGUACAAUUCUAUUCGACGUCCUCCAGAUACCUGCCUCCACCCAGCCGCUCCGACACAGCUUACCUACUCAGUGACCAUCUAAUUACGCACCUACUUUGAUCUUUUGGAACCACAUCCACUCAACGACUUCAUCAUCUGACACUUCUGCUACGGAUAC